GAGGUGUACCGCAUCCCCAAGAAGAGUCAAGCAGAAAAGGAGAACAGCGCUGACCGUGGGAGAGAGCCAGCCGGCCACAGGGAUCAGACUCCUACUCCGAAGAACCCCGUCCUGAGCAGAGAGCGGGAUCCCGAGAGGCAGAGCCAGAGCAAAGAGAAGAAGAGACGGAGAGACUCGUUGUCCCCUCCAUCCUCGGCGUACGAGCGAGGAACCAAGAGGCCGGAGGACAGGUAUGACACACCAGCACCUUCGAAGAAGAAAGCCCGGCUUAAGGAUCGCAACAAGCUAUCCACAGAGGAACGUAGGAAGCUGUUCGAGCAGGAGGUCGCCCAGCGGGAAGCCCAGAAACAGCAACAACAACUGCAAAACCUGGGGAUGACGUCCCCCCUGCCCUACGACUCCAUGGGCUACGGCACACCCCACCACAGCUUUAUCGGCUACCCGCCUGGCUACCCCAUGCAAGCCUACGUGGACCCCAGUAACCCCAACGCUGGCAAGGUGCUGCUACCCACGCCCACCAUGGAUUCCGUGUGCUCGCCGGCGGCGUACGAGCACCCGCAGACUUUGGUUGGGCACACGGUGGAACCCACCCUAACGACUCCUCAGCCCGUACCAGUAGUCCAACAUGUAGCAACGACGAUGGAGGUGACAACUCCGCAGUAUGUAGCACAAAGCGACACUGUGGUCCAUCAAGAACCCAACGUGGCCGUCCUACCCGUGGCCACGCCAGGACCGGUGCAGAGCCAGAGUUACGGGGUCUGGGAUUCCAGCCAGCAGACUGUCGCUGUACAACAGCAGUACUCGCCAGCCCAGUCCCAACCCGCCAUCUACUACCAAGGACAGACCUGUCAGACUGUUUAUGGUGUGACAUCCCCUUACUCACAGACAACCCCACCGAUUGUACAGAGUUACGCCCAGCCAGGUCUCCAGUACAUCCAGGGCCAACAGAUCUACACGGCUCAUCCGCAGGGAGUCAUCGUGCAGCCGCCAGCAGCGGUAACUACGAUCGUCGCAGCCGGGCAGCCGCAGCCCAUCCAGCAGCCAGAGCUUGUGGUGACCAAUAACCUCCUGGACUUGCCUCCACCAUCCCCUCCAAAACCCAAAACAAUCGUCCUCCCGCCCAACUGGAAAACAGCGCGAGAUCCAGAGGGGAAGAUCUACUACUACCAUGUGGUAACGAGGCAAACCCAGUGGGACCCUCCUACCUGGGACAGCCCAGGCGAUGACGCCAGCCUUGAACACGAAGCUGAAAUGGACCUUGGGACCCCAACGUAUGAUGAAAACCCCAUGAAGUCUUCCAAGAAGCCCAAGACGGCGGAAGCGGACACGUCGAGCGAGCUGGCCAAGAAGAGCAAGGAGGUUUUCAGGAAAGAAAUGUCGCAGUUCAUCGUGCAGUGCCUGAACCCCUACCGCAAACCCGACUGCAAGGUGGGGCGCAUCACCACCACCGAGGACUUCAAACACCUGGCGCGCAAGCUGACCCAUGGCGUCAUGAACAAGGAGCUGAAAUACUGUAAGAACCCGGAGGACCUGGAGUGCAACGAGAACGUCAAACACAAGACAAAGGAGUACAUCAAGAAGUACAUGCAGAAAUUUGGGGCCAUCUACAAACCCAAAGAGGACACGGACCUGGAGUAACCACCUC
Messenger RNA from Pterocles gutturalis (yellow-throated sandgrouse), 1645 nucleotides. RefSeq names its product histone-lysine N-methyltransferase SETD2-like. The annotation marks the transcript as partial. Gene Ontology annotation, molecular function: histone H3K36 methyltransferase activity; protein binding. Gene Ontology annotation, biological process: regulation of DNA-templated transcription. Gene Ontology annotation, cellular component: chromosome. The record is from RefSeq and is a predicted model, not a curated record. The transcript has 9 exons. NCBI's taxonomy places the organism in Eukaryota, Metazoa, Chordata, Aves, Pterocliformes, Pteroclidae.